This is a messenger RNA of Electrophorus electricus (electric eel), 4913 nucleotides long. RefSeq names its product repulsive guidance molecule BMP co-receptor a (gene rgma). The record is from RefSeq and is a predicted model, not a curated record. Gene Ontology annotation, cellular component: plasma membrane. Gene Ontology annotation, biological process: BMP signaling pathway. NCBI's taxonomy places the organism in Eukaryota, Metazoa, Chordata, Actinopteri, Gymnotiformes, Gymnotidae. Gene Ontology annotation, molecular function: coreceptor activity.
AGGAAAGGAGCCAGUGCUCUCAGCAGUCCCCGAGGAACCGCAGCGCCCCGAGGGCUCUUCUGCCUAAAGUCUGAGCGCUAAGAAGGCAUGCAAGACUUACUCACGCCAAGAUGAAGAAUGCAUUUGAUUAAAAAACAGCAACAACAACAACAACAAAAAAACAACCAUCGGUUAAGAUUUUUUUUUUUAAUCUUCUACGACUGCGUGAACAAGAACUUGGAUCGUAAAUAGAAAUCGCGACACUUCGCCUUACGACGACGAAAACACACACCAGACAAGACAAUCGAAGUAAGAUAUCACCACAUCUGAGUUCAAGACCUGUUUCGUUAUCUCCGAGACGUUUAUCUGUAAAAAUCACUUUCCUCGCGCGUCUUAUCUGGGACAGACUACGUAGAGAGGAGGACAUCAUGCGGGACCGACAGCAGUAUUUUUCACCUAGUUGAACCACGGUGUUCAGCACUAAUUUUGGAUUAUUGAUCCACGGACUAAGACGUCUGCUUGUGUGGACUCGGGUGUUCGUGCGGUUGUAAUCUUCGUCCCGGUUCCGAAGCGGAACUCAACCGCGUUGAACUGGAAAGCUCCAUGCAUUCAAAAAGGGAGAGGAGAGGAGCGCUGUCCUGUGCUGGAUGGAUGGGUAUGGGGAAGGGAGCAGGACCUUCGGCGCUACAAGUCGGCAAGAUCCUCCUAGUGCUUCACUGUUUCUUUCCAGCGAUCACUCUGCAGUGUAAGAUUCUCAAGUGCAACUCUGAGUUCUGGGCCUCCACCCCCAGCUCGGGCCCCAAGGAGGAGUUCUGCACUGCCCUGCGAGCCUACAACAGCUGUGUCCGGCGCACAGCCCGCACCUGCCGUGGUGACCUGGCAUACCACUCGGCCCAGCAUGGCAUCGAGGAUCUCAUGACACAGCACAACUGCUCCAAGGAAGGCCCUACCACACAGCCUCGUGCCCGCACACCCCCACCACAAGCUCUACCCCUGCCGCCCCAGCCAGACACCCACGUGCCCUCGGAUGGCCCCGAGGUGUGCCACUAUGAGCGGAGCCUCCCACGCCACACCGCACCGCCCAACUACACCCACUGUGGCUUCUUUGGGGACCCACACCUACGCACAUUCAGUGACAACUUCCAGACCUGCAAGGUGGAAGGUGCCUGGCCACUCAUUCACAACAAGUACUUGUCCGUGCAGGUGACCAACACUCCGGUCCUGCCUGGCUCAGCUGCUACCGCCACUAGCAAGCUGACAAUCAUCUUCAAGAACUUCCAAGAGUGUGUGGACCAGAAGAUGUACCACGCAGAGACAGACGAGCUCCCGGCGGCAUUCGCUGAUGGCUCAAAGAACGGUGGCGAACGUCAUGGGGCCAACACACUGCGUGUGGUGGAGAGGGUCCCAGGGCAGCAUGUGGAGAUCCAGGCCCGCUACAUUGGCACCACCAUCGUGGUGCGGCAGGUGGGCCGCUACCUCACAUUCGCCGUGCGGAUGCCCGAGGAGGUGGUGAAUUCAGUGGAGGACCAGGAGAACCAGGAGAACCAGGACCUCUACCUGUGUCUGCAUGGCUGCCCUGCCAACCAGCGCAUCGACUUCAGGACCUUCCGAGGGCGGGUUGUCGAGAGUCAGGGCCCGGGCCGGGCCAGGCCGGGGGUGGCGGCCCAUGGCUUCACCUACCAGUCGGCCAUGGCCAUGUGUAAAGAGCGCCUCCCAGUGGAGGACCUGUACUUCCAGUCUUGCGUCUUCGACCUGCUCUCCUCUGGAGACAUCAACUUUACCCUCGCGGCCUACUAUGCCUUCGAGGACGUCAAAAUGCUGCACUCCAACAAAGAGAAACACCACCUUUUUGAAAGAGAUACGGGCAUGUUUAACACAGCCUCCAGGCGAUCUAGCGUCAUCUUGUUUAUGCUCCUUAACCUUAUUGCUGUGUCUUUUUGGACUGAGUUGUGCUGUUUGUGCCUGUAGUUCUGCGUAGGUGCCAUUGUCGUAUUGUGACGGUCGUCAUAAAGCUUCGUGUCUGCCAAGCGUAGCUUUCGCCAUUGUCGCAUCCAAUCUUAGCAGAGGCGGAGCCCAUUCACCCUGGGCUUUUGGUCUUAUGCGAGUCAUCACACCCGCCCCAGCCAUGGACUCAUCUGUUUGUCGUUGUCGAACGGACCUCCGCUGAGCAGCACGGGGGCAGAUGUGCCCCUGUGCGCACUGCCACGCUCCUCCUGCCGCUUGCAGGCUGGAGAGGAUGGUGGCACCAAACUGUGGAAGGGAGGCUCUGAACUGGAUUAGACCCUGCCUGCCCCCUCCCCUCUCAGACCUUGUUCCCACCGAAGUGAAACACCUUUGAGAAGGGUAGGGAGGAUGUUCCGCUUGCAGAGAGAAGAGCUCUGGAGCUCUGUCCUGCUCUCCAGUGCCAAGACGAGAGGCCUAGCAUGUGUCUUCUGGAACAAGAGCGCGAGAUAUGACAGGAGCUUUUAUUAACCUCUGCUGAAGGAGGGAGCCUUGCAGGAGCUUCUCGCCUUUGAUGAGGUUCCAGCUUUGGAAAAUUCGCGGUCUUUUUCUGGAAGAAGCCCCCAGCCAAAGUCAUGUCAUAUCAGUGAGCCAUGUUGUCUGCAUCGGGAUUAAUAGGCCAUAACGGCAGGCCUUUCUUGUACGAUGUGUGUAAGAGACUGUGCGUCGCACACGUGGGUGUGUUGCUGAAAUGUUUUGUGCAUUUGUGUGCAUGUGUAUGUGCGUGUGUGUGUUCUCGAGGGCUGUAGGAGUUAAGAGAAAUAUUUCCGAACGUGUUUAUAUUGCACCCAGGGUUCUAAUUUAGCUCUGGCGUGGUGGUCCAUGGGUCAGUAAAGAGAUUUUCUGCCUGCCAAAAGUGCUCUCCUGCAUGAAUUGGCAGGCAGGUUGGAAAAGAAAUUCCCCAUUUCAGUCUCUAUGUGUCAGUCAUGCUGUCCUGUAUAUUUUCAACACACCCACACUGCUUACACAUACAUCUCUGGAAACAUGUUAUAUAUUAAUAUUGGUUGUCCAGGUUCAUUUGGACUGUACAGCCCAGAAUUGAUUUGAGGGCACAUACAGAACAAGUAUCUUAAACUUUGUGUUUACUAAGUAAAUGUCAUUGUUUAGAUGAGAGAGCUUGUAGUCCAAGCCAUACAACUUGUGCGGGAGAAGAGUACCUUGUAUUCAACACAUGUACUUCCAAGAAAAUACAGUAAUAGUUAAGUCAGUUAGCAAGACAGUAGCCACAAGUACAUAGCCGAGGAGGAGCGGCUAAGAGGCUGAUUUUUGGCAAAAAGAAAAGGACUUGCAACGUCCACCAGGCCGAUCCAUCGGUCAUCUUGACUGCUUCUUGAAGAAUAAAGUCUCGCUGUCCGUUUCAAAAGGGUGUAGACUUGGUUGCAUGGUAUUCUCUUUUUGACUCGUAACUCUGUGGAUCUGUGAAUUUAUGGUGGAGGUCUUUUGCCAAUGAAUGAGCCGUGGUGCCAGUGAUUUCCCCGAACAGCUGAGCUCUCCUCUGCCUCUCUCAUGGGACAUUUUGUGGUUCGCUCAACUAUUUGGGUUCAGACCAGAAAUCCUGGUUGCGUAUAAUACUGGAAGGUGCUGCUAAAGCAGAGCGAGCCAAAUGAACAUUUCCAAUGCAGGGGCACACUGAGACACACCACAUGCAUUUCUCAAUUUCUGAACAUGGAUUAGGGUGGGGAAGGGAGUAUCUUCUCACCUGUUGGUAGGCUUUUUGCAAGCAAUCACAUAGAAGCAUACACAAAACGCACACCCAGUCACUGCUUUUCCUACAGAUUUUUUGAAAAUUGGAUUACAUGUUCCAGACUUCAUUGUCUUUCUCUAUAGGCUGAAAGGUGGUGGUUGUUGUUAUAACAGAGAUUUGGCAGAGAUUUGAAACAGAUAUUAAGAAAUGGCACCUCACAGGUGUAAAGGUUAUUUCGGACGUUUUAAACCAGAUUUCAUCAGCAUGCAAGACUAAGAUAAUGUCACCUCUAAGUCUCACACUUGGUGACUUUACAAUACAGAGUGGCUCUUAAGCCAACACCUGGAGUUCAAAGGUUGUGUAAGAAAUGAUUCGCAAAAGGAUCCUUUUUUUCUGACCUACAUCCAAAGUGCAUUUCCACUGAAACAGCCAUUACAUCUAACAACUGAAUGUGUUUGUUAACAGUGUUCUGAGUUUUAAGAGUGACCUAAAAAAAACAAAAACCUAAUUAAUUAAACAUUGGAAUCGUUUGAGUAAUUUAUUUCUACACUGUAAGCUUCGACAGGCCUUAACUACUGCUCUGGAAGCCUGUAACAGUGCCCCUUGUUCAUUAGUCUCAAACAAAAUUGAAUUGUCAAAUCUUGUGUGGUUAGUGUUGCCAGUACUCUUUGAAUCUAACAGUGUAAUGUGAGUUGUAGAUAUGUUUGUGAGUUAUUGAGUUUGCAGAUGAUAAUGUAUUUGUGUUUGAAAUCUUAUAUAUAUAUAUAUAUAUAUUUUUUUUUUUUUUUGGAUGAGUGGGAUCAGUGAAUGUUACCUUUUAAUAUAAAGGGAUGUUGUGUACAUGAAUACCUCAAACACCACAAAUAUUAGUGGAUCUCAAAACUCCUAAUUGUUCUAGAAGACAAAAGGAAGGUUAUUCAAUCAAAUGCAAACAGUAGUUUAGGAAGUAAAAGAUGCAGUUUUGUGGUGUUUGUGUUGAUUACAAAAGCACUUUAUGUUUUUUUUUUUUUUUUUGUCUAAUUCUAAUUUGGUUGAACUUGAUUGUAAAUAGACAACACAUUUGUAAUAUUAGAUAUGAAAAACAAACAAAAAAUGAAAACUCUGAUAUGUACUGACAGUGAAUGGAAUGAGCCAGACAGAUCAAACUGGUUUUGUAUGUAGGAUUAAAAUGGUGCCACACUCCACCUGUAUAUAUUGUAAAUUAUUUAUUGAACAAAAAAAUAAAAGUGUCUUGUUGAGUUGUUUUGGA